Molecule: messenger RNA, 900 nt
Organism: Ostrinia nubilalis (European corn borer)
Lineage: Eukaryota; Metazoa; Arthropoda; Insecta; Lepidoptera; Crambidae
Product: rod outer segment membrane protein 1-like
Exons: 8
Coding region: 16-900 (294 amino acids)
Cellular component (GO): membrane
Source: RefSeq, a predicted model, not a curated record
GUGGUCUCGUUGUGCAUGGUCAUCUUCUGCUACAACACCUCGCUGAGGGUCAUGCUGCUUCUGAAGCACGUGCACAAGUUGACGGUAUACUUACUCUACGGACUGAUCUUGCUGCAAGCGUACUGCAUGAAGCUCCACUACACGAGUGGGCUCCGUCUCAUCACUCUGCUGCUGCAGUGCCCGCAUUGGUCCAGGGCUACUUUAGCCAGUAGGAUCUGGCUGGCUAGUGGAACCAUCGUCGCAUUCAAUGGCAUGUUGGUGUAUGGAGCUUGCAGAGGCACUUUGACGGCACUAAUGAAGGAGUUGUCGUCUUCGCUAAGGAUCGGCAUAUCGCAGUAUCUAACCGAACCCACAUGGAAACGAUUGAUGGACACCAUGCAGGUGGAAUUAAGCUGCUGUGGCGUGGAAAAGCCAAGUGAUUGGCACGAGAUCCCGUGGAUCAACAUGGACUUCCUCAAUGAGGACUCCGAUUUAGUUAUGAGGUUAGCAGGCGCCGAUGGCAAGGUGUUGCCUCCAGUGUCUCCCUACUCGUGUUGCACUCCGAGGGUACUCGCAGCCUGUUACCACGACCCCUUGCAGCAGUGCCGCGACUCGCCGUUUCUGCCCGCUUCGUUGCACGCGCGGGGUUGCGUGGAGGCGGUGCGCGGGCCGCUCACUAAAGCGCUGCUGGCGCUUCACUGCUUCAACACGCUGGUGCUACUGCUGCAGCUGGUGAUCAUGGUACUGACACAGCUGUUACGAACAAGCGCACGCGCAGCGGUGCUGCGAGGCGACGGCUCCGGCCCGGGCCGUGCCUUCUUGCUGGGCGACCUGCGGGAUUAUACUGCUAAUAAGGCAGCCUUUAAACAACAAGAACUUGAUGACCUCGAUGAACUUGACGAACUAGAUAGUGAUUUUUGA